Molecule: messenger RNA, 627 nt
Organism: Brenthis ino (lesser marbled fritillary)
Lineage: Eukaryota; Metazoa; Arthropoda; Insecta; Lepidoptera; Nymphalidae
Source: the annotation of a GenBank genome assembly
AUGAACUGUUUACGUCUUUUUAAGCCGACACAAUUGCAAUCACUUGGCAAAAUUAGAAGUGUAAAGUAUUUCUCUCAACAUCCUUUAAAGUUUUUAGAGGCUCAAGAUAGAUGGAGAGAAAAGGAUGGCAUGUCUCAAAAAUGGCAACUUAUAUACAAGGCUCCAAUGGGGAAUAUUCUUAAUUAUACUGUCGCAUAUUUAACUGCUUCAACAGCUGUUGUGUCGGCUAGUGCCAUAUAUUAUGCUGCGUUUGUCUUUGAUGUGACUACUAUAAAUGACCCAGUCCUCAUAGGCCCAGAUGUAGUAAUUGCUAAUAAUGCAAUGGAGUGCCUUAUAUAUCUUGGUGCAUUUAUUGCUUUUCAUGCAGCAGUCAAAGUAUUACUUUCAAAGUUUGUAAUCCGUUUAUAUAACAAUGGUGAUGAAUACAUAGCAAUUUUUAGAGGAAACUGGUAUGAUUCCAUUAUUAAGCACAAAUUUCACUUACAAGAAUUUAAGAAAUUAAAUCCAACAUUUGUUAUUUCUUGGGGAGAUGCAAGAUUUGGACUUGGAAAAAAACAUGGGAUAUUGAUUGACAGAUACUUUAAAACACCUGAACAUUUUAACUAUUUACUUUAUAAACAUAAAGCU